AACCGUACAAAAUGAGUAUCGAGUGCUGUUGGCUUCGUACAAACGAACAAUCUGGCGCCAAAACGUGAGAGCAGUACCUUCGCUUAUGCUAUUUUUACUCAUUGACCUGAUCAUAUACGAAACCUUACAAUCUGGUGGCUUGUGGCUGAAAACGCAAACAUUGCCAUUCCAUUUGCAGCCACAUACCGCGGCCGCCUGCGACAUUCUCCUGCAAAUUUGUUAGAAAAUAUGUGAUCCCCUCUUUGACCAUAAAGAGACUGAAGUCCUGCCGAGUAUUCAAGCCACUGCUGUUUUUCUGCUUACUUACCGAUCCCUUCGAACCCAGCAGAGAAUAAACAUUGUCACACCUGCUUGGUUCUUAUACCAGAAAACGCAAGUUAUGGCGCCAGACCUCAACAGCCAAGAUGUGGGUAGUUUGAAGUUUACCACGACAAUUCUCAACGCACUCAGCCUGGGCGAUUCUCCAAAUCCGACUUUCAUUGAUACACUUCCGGGUGUGGCUGAAGUGAUUGAUUCUCUCGAAGGACUACCGAUUGAACCGCCAUCGAUAUAUAUUGACCUAGAGGGAGUCAAUCUUUCUCGAUACGGCACCAUCUCGAUACUACAAAUAUACAUUCACCCUCUUAAGCGAGUCUACUUGAUUGACGUUCUCUCCCUGAGAGAUAAAUGCUUCUCGACACCUGGCGAAAGUAGCCGUACUUUGAAAGAUAUUUUAGAAUCAAGCGCAAUUCCCAAGGUAUUCUUCGAUGUUCGGAACGACUCGGAUGCACUUUAUCAUCACUUUCAAAUCAAACUAGCCGGUAUACUCGAUCUUCAACUCAUGGAGCUUGCAACCCGAAAUGGCCCUAGAAGAUAUGUUUCCGGACUCGCAAAGUGCAUUGAAAGAGAUGCUCCCCUCUCCAUCACCGAGAGGCGCAGCUGGAUGCAAGUCAAGGACAAAGGGAUGCAGCUUUUCAAACCCGAGAAUGGCGGGAGUUAUGCAGUGUUUAACGAACGGCCCCUGCGAGAGGACAUUAGCCUCUACUGCGCCCAGGAUGUACGCAUUCUGCCUCUAUUGUGGGCACACUAUAGUAAAAGAAUCACGCCUGCAUGGAAGCAGAGGGUAAUCAGGGUUUCAACGGAAAGAGUUGAGCAAUCUCAGUCGCCAGGUUACAAUGGACAUGGGCCGCACAAGGCAUUGGCCCCUGCUUUUUGGUAGUGAAGUGGCAUGCUGCAUGGUAUGCUGUUUUUUGAGGUUUCA
Messenger RNA from Trichoderma asperellum CBS 433.97, 1240 nucleotides. RefSeq lists its product as uncharacterized. Lineage: Eukaryota; Fungi; Ascomycota; Sordariomycetes; Hypocreales; Hypocreaceae. Gene Ontology annotation, molecular function: nucleic acid binding; 3'-5' exonuclease activity. Gene Ontology annotation, biological process: nucleobase-containing compound metabolic process. The record is from RefSeq and is a predicted model, not a curated record.